This is a messenger RNA of Oryzias melastigma (Indian medaka), 1136 nucleotides long. RefSeq names its product vasodilator-stimulated phosphoprotein. Gene Ontology annotation, biological process: positive regulation of actin filament polymerization; actin cytoskeleton organization; axon guidance. Gene Ontology annotation, molecular function: profilin binding; SH3 domain binding. The transcript is spliced from 6 exons. The record is from RefSeq and is a predicted model, not a curated record. The annotation marks the transcript as partial. NCBI's taxonomy places the organism in Eukaryota, Metazoa, Chordata, Actinopteri, Beloniformes, Adrianichthyidae.
ACUACACUCGACUUAUGCAUGCAGAUAGCGUUAAGUGCAGAAAAAUCUGUUGCCCACUCAACAAACUCUCUCGUAUGGACUGGAAAAAAAGAAAGCAGACAUAAAUCAGAACUUUGCCUCUGAGAAUCAGAAAAACAGGGAGGGAUGUGAAAAUGAGAAUCUAGAAAAAUGAGUGAAGGAGGCGAGAACAGGAAGAGAGAAAAAAAACGUGUAGGAAAUGAGAACAGAGGCAGAAGUGCAAGUGCAACCAGUCGGCAGAGACGGCAGUGGAGGUGUUUGAGCACGGAUGACGGCAGGUUUGACAGCAGAUGUGACGGAGAGGAGAAAAGAAACCGUUUGAAAGCAAGUGAGACUCUGGACUGCACAGCUGCAACAUGGGUGAGUCCAGCAUUUGUCAAGUGAAAGCAACGGUCAUGAUGUACGAUGACGCCAGCAAGCGCUGGGUGCCGGUCGGAUCCGAUGUUCCCCACUUCAGCCGGGUCCAGAUUUAUACCAACCCAACAACAAAAACCUUCAGAGUGGUGGGCCGAAAACUGCAGGCCGACCAACAGGUGGUGAUCAACUGUCCCAUCAUGAAGGGGAUGAAGUAUAACCAAGCCACGCCGACCUUUCAUCAGUGGCGAGAUCACAAGCAAGUGUGGGGGUUAAACUUUGGCUCCAAAGAGGAGGCUUCUCAAUUCGCCAGCUCCAUGAUGCACGCUUUGGAGACUCUCAAUGCAUCUGCGAGUGCAGGUCCACCACAAAACGGGCCGUCUGCGCAACAGCUGGAGCAGCAGAGAAGGCUGGAGCGACAGAAGCAGGAGCAGCAAGAGAAGGAGCGACUGGAAAGAGCCUCGCAGGGGCCGCCCGCCGCUCCUGCAGCCCCGCCUCCACCAGCUGCUCCUCCUGCUCCACCAGCACCUCCACCACCUCCGGGCCCACCUCCUCCAUCCUCUGGGCCCUGUCCACCUGCACCUCCUCCACCACCUUCAGGUGGCAUCCCACCACCGCCACCACCUCCUCCUGCAGGAGGAGGAGGAGGAGGUGGAGGAGGAGGGGGAGGUGGAGGAGGAGGGGGAGCCAAUGAUCUCGCUGCAGCACUGGCAGGAGCCAAACUGCGGAAAACACCAAAAGAUGAUGGGGGAGCAGCGUCGGCC